Molecule: messenger RNA, 4484 nt
Organism: Sphaeramia orbicularis (orbiculate cardinalfish)
Lineage: Eukaryota; Metazoa; Chordata; Actinopteri; Kurtiformes; Apogonidae
Gene: atl2
Product: atlastin GTPase 2
Exons: 15
Coding region: 44-1921 (625 amino acids)
Molecular function (GO): GTP binding; GTPase activity
Source: RefSeq, a predicted model, not a curated record
AAGCUCAUCUGACGUCAGCCACGUUACAUUUCAGUAAACCAAGAUGGCGGAGGUGAGCGGGUUGAGGAGCAGAAAUCACUUCGAGUCGAACUGCAAAAGCCGAGUCGUUGACGGAGGCUUGAGUGGAGUGGAAGAUGUCCCAAUUUUGCGGCGUAAGCAGAGGCCUCCUUUAGCUAAACCUGAAGACCUGGAGGAUGAGCUACCUCCCAGGAAUAAAACAUCCAGUGCAGCCACUGUCAAUAGCCUCACCCCCUCACCAGAUGAAGAGAUCCAGGAAGAACAGGCUGUAGUAGAAGAGGAAAAAGCUAAGCCCAUCCAGAUUGUCUUGGCCAAUGAGGAUGAGCACAGCUUUGAACUGGAUGCUGCAGCACUGGAGAAGAUCCUGCUGCAGGAUGAUGUGAAGGACCUGAACGUGGUGGUUGUGUCUGUAGCCGGUGCUUUCCGCAAGGGCAAGUCCUUCCUGCUGGACUUCAUGCUGCGCUAUAUGCACAAUCAGGAGCAGAGUGAUUCAUGGAUAGGCGGUGACGAUGAACCUCUGACCGGCUUCACUUGGAGAGGAGGCUGUGAGAGGGAGACCACAGGAAUUCAGAUCUGGAGUGAAGUUUUUGUGGUUGAAAAACCCGAUGGCAGCAAGGUUGCUGUGCUUUUAGUCGACACUCAGGGAGCCUUUGACAGUCAGUCCACCAUUAAAGACUGCGCUACAGUGUUCGCCCUCAGCACAAUGACCAGCUCUGUGCAGGUGUACAAUCUCUCUCAGAACAUACAGGAGGAUGAUCUGCAGCAUCUGCAGCUCUUCACUGAGUAUGGGCGGCUGGCAAUGGAGGAGAUCUACUUGAAACCUUUUCAGUCGCUGAUGUUCCUGAUUCGGGACUGGAGUUACCCAUAUGAGCACGAUUACGGUCUGGACGGAGGCAACGCCUUCCUGGAGAGGAGACUCCAGGUAAAACAAAAUCAACAUGAAGAGUUGCAGAAUGUAAGGAAGCACAUUCACUCUUGCUUCUCCAACAUCGGCUGCUUCCUGCUGCCACAUCCUGGGCUCAAGGUGGCCACAAACCCGUACUUUGACGGCAGGCUGAGAGACAUUGAUGGCGAUUUUAAGCGGGAACUGGCCAAGCUGGUGCCGCUCCUUUUGGCCCCAGACAGACUGGUGGAAAAGGAGAUUGGAGGAAAUAAGGUCACCUGCAGAGAUCUCCUGGAAUACUUCAAGGCUUACAUAAAGAUUUACCAAGGCGAGGAACUGCCUCACCCAAAGUCCAUGCUGCAGGCGACAGCAGAGGCCAACAAUCUGACUGCUGUGGCAGGAGCCAAAGACAUGUACAGCAAGAAUAUGGAGCAGAUCUGUGGAGGGGACAAGCCAUACAUCGCCCCUGGUGACCUGGAGCGCUGCCACGAGGAGUUUCGUGAGCAUUCUGUUAGUUACUUCCGCUCUGUGAAGAAAAUGGGCGGUGAGGAGUUCUGCCAGCGCUACCAGUGCCAACUGGAGACGGAGCUGGACGAGGCCUACGUCAACUUCUCCAAACACAACGAUGGCAAAAACAUCUUCUAUGCAGCACGUACACCCGCCACACUCUUCGCGGUCAUGUUCGUUACCUACGUGGUGUCUGGGGUGACGGGCUUUAUCGGCCUGAGCAUCUUAGCAGCGAUGGCUAACUCUGUCAUGGGUAUAGCGCUGCUGUCGCUCUGCGCCUGGGCGUAUGUGAAAUAUUCUGGAGAGUUCCGUGAAGUGGGGACGAUGAUAGACCAGGUGGCCGAGAUGCUCUGGGAACAGAGGACUGUCAGAAAGGUGUUUUCCAAACUUUUGGAGCCGGUCAGGAGUCGCCUGGCUUGGCCCACCUCUCUCCUCCCCUCAUUCCCUCCAGGACUGACUCUGGGACUCAGAGCUCUGUCUCCUCUCAACAACAACUACAAGAAGACAAACUAGCUGCAGGCUGGUUCACCAGUUCACUGGCUGACUUAGAAACCUUCUUCUAAUAUCUCAACUUCUGCACUUUGCUGGCUUUUUUUUUUGUUCCUUUUUUCCUCCAAUGGUGCUGAUCUUUAAACUUUAACCCUGUGCGGCCCUCGGUGUGGAGGGUAACCAUCAUCCUCCUCUGAAUGUAUCUGAACCCUGGCACCCAUCUCAGGAUCCAAAGGAUUACAGAGCCUGCAUAAAACGGUUUUUAAUCAUCUUACUUGGGUGAAUGUGGAGAGGAUGGGUGCUUGUUGAAGAUAUUUUCAUUUCAGUUUUGAGUCAUUUUUUUCGAGAAGGUUUUGUGGUCGGCAUGUUCAAAACCAUUUUUACUUUGCGUUCCUUUUUUUUUGUUUUAACCUUAACAUUUUCCUUCCCUAACCUUUUUACUUUCAGUUUCUUUGUCCCUUUUGUGUAAACUAGAUUAUUUUACUGUACAUACUUCAGCUAAAAUCUUUCUCUUGUCUCUCCUCUUUUCUUGAUCUCUCUACUUUCCUGUGCUGCAGGUUUUGAAGCCACUAAGUGAACAUUAUAUGGAGGACAACGUCAGACAGACCGUGGUUAACUCUAUCAAAGCCAGUUUGACAGAAAAGGGCUCACAGCACACCAAGUUAAAGACUCACUGACACUUUUCCUCUUCAUCAUCACCGUCUCCUCUUCAUGUUGCUACUCGUCCUGCCCACUCGCUCAGUGUUAAAUCAUAGAACUGUGGAAGUAGUUCAACACCAAAGCUUGACCCUCUUGGUUUUCAUGUCUCCCUCCAAACACACACGUCAGUGCAGCCCCAUCUUUACUGUCAUUAGCUGUAGCGGACCGUAGGCUCGCUGUCUGCCCUGCUCCACGUCGCCUCCCAGUGCCUCAGAGCAGAAGUGCACGUUCUUCAGAGGACCGAGCAGAGAAGCCGGCGUCGCCUUUUGCCAAAACAUGACCUGAAUGAAGGACUGUCAUCUUUUUCUCCAGUGUGCCAUGCUGUGAUAGAUGUAGUAUAAACUGUAGGCUGACAUACACACACACACUUCAGAAUAUGUUUAAUGUGGACAUGUCUGAAAUCCAACUGGUAGCUGACUGCACUCACUUCAUGACUGAGCUGUAAUUCAGGGAUGAUAACUGACACUGCUGUGGGCAGCUGUUAUCGACAAAUAGAUGCAAACUGAAAACUUUGCUUUUCUUUUCUUUUUUUUUUGUGCUUUUAGUCAUUUUGACCUCUUAUAAGCCAGGCAGUUCAGAGCUCAGUUUACUUUCCCUUCAGAUACUUUGUUCAUGUUUCCAAUAAGCACAAGUAAUCACAUCAGAAACUGUGAAGUGAUGUUCACGUUUUGAUGAUUUCAGUUAAUCCAGGAAACAUGACAUUUCUGAGGGGAAAGUAAACCAAAGGUGCCUGAUGCCCUAUAAAGACUGUUCACGGUGACAGAGGCAGAACUGUGUUAUUCAUCUGAAAGACUAGAGCCAUUCACUUGAAGUGUGUUGACCAGUGACGCGUUUUUGAUAAAACUCUGGUCUCAGGUGGAUUCUACAUAAAAACCUCUGUCCGCCUCCUGUCUCUCCCUUUAAUAUUCUGAUUGUAAUCCUGAAGAGAACUGUAGGAUGCCUUUCAAUGAGCCUCUCAGCUGACUGUUGCUUUUUGUUGUAGAAGUUGGUGUGUUCUAUCUGGCCUUAGUGUCUUGUAGCGGCCUGCCAGUGUUCAGCCUCUGCAUGGUGUUAAGAGCUACUGUACGGUGGCAAUAAGCUAGUUAAGAGCUUUUAGUGGCCAGGCCUCAUGUAGACUGGUUAUGAAGACUGUUGUUUUGUUCCAUUCGUCUUCACUGCCUUUCAUUAAAGCCACAUUCACCCUCACCUUCCCAAAACAUCUUUAGGACCUCCAUGCUGAUGUUUAGUUGUUGCUUGGAUUUAGGGUUAUUCGUUCUUAUUUUUAGCCUAAAAGCCAUGCAGCUAACACCUGACCUACCCCUUCCAAAGAAACCUCCCAUGUUGAAGUUAAAAGUUUUGGAAAAUCAUGCUCUUACAGAUAAUUUACUAACUGCUGUACUUGAUUUUCUUAGGAGUCCAAAGGUUUGUAAAAGUUAAUUCUUCAUGUGAUUGACUGAAUCCUGCCCAUUGACUGUAUUUUAGUUUCACACACUAACAGCUGUAUCAUGUCUGAGCUCUUUUCUGUUUAUUCCAUCCACUUGAUUUCUCACCUUAAGCGCCAGUCUCCUACUGUACAGUCUGUGUUCACAUACUACAAAUCGGGCAUGUAUGUUGGAUUUAAUAUUUAAAUAAACUUUGUAUACAUUUUAUAGUGAAUCAGUUGACAUGGCUGUUUUUUCUCUUGAUCAACUAAACAGUCUGGUUUAUUGAACUCUAAGUUGCUGCUGUAGGGUUUACAUUAGUUUUAUCCCAUCGUGAAGAUGGAAGCUGUAGAAACAAGUAUUUGGAUUUUGAUAGUGAGGUCUUUGUGUCGAGUGGGUCGGAGAUUAUGUCUGCCUUUUACAAAUAUCUCUGAUAAUUUAUUUUUGAAUAAAAUGUAUAUCUUAAGAAUAAAUUCAUCUAUAAAUUA